Molecule: messenger RNA, 1022 nt
Organism: Polychytrium aggregatum
Lineage: Eukaryota; Fungi; Chytridiomycota; Chytridiomycetes; Polychytriales
Product: splicing factor U2AF 26 kDa subunit
Exons: 4
Coding region: 102-857 (251 amino acids)
Biological process (GO): mRNA splicing, via spliceosome
Cellular component (GO): spliceosomal complex; U2AF complex
Molecular function (GO): pre-mRNA 3'-splice site binding; metal ion binding
Source: RefSeq, a predicted model, not a curated record
CGGCGGGCCAAGUGGGUGCAGCCACAGCGACCCGAUCCUGUGCCCGCAUCGAUCCAGGCCGCUGCUCUCGCAUCAACCCCCCCCCGUCGCCGAUCUGCACGAUGGCCCAUCAUCUCGCCAGCAUCUACGGCACCGAAAAGGACAAGGUCAACUGCUCCUUCUACUUCAAGAUCGGCGCCUGUCGCCAUGGCGAUCGAUGCUCGCGCAAGCACGUCAAGCCCACCUUUUCGCAGACGGUCUUGCUUGCCAACGUCUACCACAACCCCUCGCAUGAUCCCAACUGCCACAUGACCGAGGAGGAGCUCCAAGAGCACUUUGAUCUGUUCUUUGAAGAUAUGUUUGUGGAGCUGGCCAAGUACGGCGAAGUGGAAGAAAUGAAUGUUUGCGACAACGUUGGCGAUCACUUGGUCGGAAAUGUGUAUAUUCGCUAUGCACUCGAAGAAGACGCCCAGAAUGCGGUGGAUGCCUUAAACCAGCGCUUUUAUGCAGGUCGACCGCUAUACACGGAGCUAUCGCCGGUGACGGAUUUCCGAGAGGCGUGCUGCCGACAGUACGAGAACAGCGAAUGCCAACGAGGCGGCUUCUGCAACUUUAUGCAUUUGAAGAAUCCCAGUCGAAAGUUGAGACGAGAUCUGCUCGAGUCGCAGAAGAUUUCGAUGAAGAUGCUCGGCAAGGAGAGCCAUGGCGAAUAUGGCGAUCAACGAAGAAGCCGCUCGGGCUCGGGCUCACGAUCUCGCUCCAGAGAUCGCCGACGCUCUCGAUCUCGCGAGCGACGCAGGAGCCGGCGCGACGAUCCCUACGAUGAGCUUGAUUAUUCGCGACGAGGCGGCCGAGAGCGAGAGCGAGAAUACCGCUGAGCAGCCUGCCCAAGCCGAGCACUGUCUGGGCACAACGACAUUGCAUUUCUGGCCGCACCGGCUCGAGAUUUUUGCAGUGCUUCAAAAUGAAAUGGGACAUUCUGCUUUUGCUGUCGAUUGUUACUGCCCUUGACAGAGAAUACAUACACCCGACAUCCACAGCGA